AUGGCCAUCCUGAACUCGUUUGUCAACAAUAUCUUUGAGCGCAUCGGUACACCCUCCCUCUGCUUCUUUGUUGUGGGUCUAACUUUGGCCACAGUGUUGAGGCAGGUGCACCCUGAGAAAGGCAUCUCCAAUGAGGCCACGGCCAUCCUGAACUCUAUUGUCAACGACAUCCCCCAGCGCCUGGCCAUCCUGAACUCAUUUGUCAACAACAUCUCAGCGCGCACAGCCAUCCUGAACUCGUUUGUCAACGACAUCCCCGAGCAUGCAGCCAUCCUGAACUCUUUUGUCAAUGACAUCUCAGAGCGCACGGCCAUCCUGAACUCAUUUGUCAACGAUAUCUUUGAGCGCAUCGGUAUACCUUCUUUCUACCUUCUUUCUUCUUUGUUGAGUCCUGCCUCAAAGGCACCUGUCCAUCCUAAUACAGGGAUGCCAUGGCCAUCCUCAACUCGUUUGUCAAUGAUAUCUGAGCGCAUUGAUAUGUCCUCCCUCUACUUCUUUGUCCACCCCGAUACAGGGAUCUCCAACAAGGCCAUGGCCAUCCUCAACUCGUUUGUCAAUGAUAUCUUCGAGCGCAUUGUGUUGAGGCAGGUGCACCCUGAUCAGAUGACUGCAGCUGUCAAUGCAACAGAUGAAGAUUAA
Molecule: messenger RNA, 639 nt
Organism: Suillus discolor
Lineage: Eukaryota; Fungi; Basidiomycota; Agaricomycetes; Boletales; Suillaceae
Exons: 5
Coding region: 1-639 (212 amino acids)
Biological process (GO): nucleosome assembly
Cellular component (GO): nucleosome
Molecular function (GO): DNA binding; structural constituent of chromatin; protein heterodimerization activity
Source: RefSeq, a predicted model, not a curated record